AUGGACUCCAGCAAGUUCGCAACAUUCUUCGGCAACGUCCCAACGUUCACGAUACCCGGACGUACUUUUCCUGUAGAGACGUUUUUUGCUAAGAAUGUCUGUGAGGACUAUGUGGAUGGAGCUGUUAAGCAGGCUCUACAAAUCCACCUUCAACCUGAUGAAGGAGAUAUCCUGAUCUUCAUGCCUGGACAAGAGGACAUUGAAGUUACUUGCGAGGUAUUAACAGAGAGAUUAGGAGACCUAGAUGCAGCCCCGCCCCUUACAGUGCUUCCGAUAUACUCACAAUUACCAGCUGACUUGCAAGCGAAGAUUUUCCAACGCGCACCGCCGGGACAAAGAAAAUGUAUAGUGGCUACAAAUAUUGCUGAAACAUCUCUAACCGUGGAUGGUAUAAUGUAUGUGAUAGACUGUGGUUACUGCAAGCUGAAGGUCUACAAUCCUAGGAUUGGUAUGGAUGCACUGCAGAUAUAUCCCGUAAGUCAAGCCAACGCCAGGCAGCGCGCUGGUCGUGCCGGGAGGACUGGCCCGGGAAAGGCAUUUUGCCUUUACACGCAGAGGCAAUUCCAACACGAGUUGUUAUCGGCCACUGUUCCCGAGAUACAGAGAACGAAUCUGGCAAAUACUGUGCUGCUGUUGAAGUCUUUGGGCGUAGAAGAUCUUCUGGCGUUUCACUUUAUGGACCCUCCACCGCAGGACACAAUUCUAAACUCAAUGUACCAGCUGUGGAUUCUUGGAGCCCUUGACGGCACGGGGGCUCUAACGCCGCUGGGCCGGCAGAUGGCGGAGUUCCCCUUGGACCCGCCCCAGUGCCACAUGCUUAUCGUGUCCGCGCAAAUGGGUUGUAGUGCCGAAGUACUUAUCAUUGUGUCAAUGCUGUCCGUCCCCACGGUGUUCUACCGACCUCAAGGGCGGGAGGAAGAAUCCGACUCGGUGAAAGAGAAGUUCCAGGUGCCGGAGUCCGACCAUCUCACUCUCCUGCAUCUCUACAACCAGUGGAAGAGUAAUAAUUACUCAAGUUCUUGGUGUACAGAGCAUUUCGUGCACGCGAAAGCGAUGCGCAAAGUGCGUGAGGUCCGACAGCAGUUGAAGGAUAUCUUGCAACAGCAGAGACUGCCGCUCUUGUCCUGUGGGACGGAUUGGGAUACAGUGCGGAAGUGUAUUUGUUCCGCGUACUUCCAACAAGCAGCCCGUCUGAAGGGCAUAGGGGAGUACGUGAACUGUCGGACAGGCAUGCCUUGCCACCUCCACCCCACUUCGGCGCUAUUCGGUCUGGGCAACUCGCCCGACUACGUGGUCUACCACGAGCUGAUGAUGACCAGCAAGGAGUACAUGCACUGCGUCACGGCCGUGGACGGAAGGUGGCUGGCGGAGUUGGGACCCAUGUUCUUCUCGGUCAAGGAGACCGGCAAAACAAACCGCGACAAGCGCAAAGAAGCAGCAGUCCACUUGCAGCGGAUGGAAGAGGAGAUGAAAGAGGCCGAACAUAAGAUGGCGGAAGAGAAGAAGAAGAAAGAUCAAGACGUUCCUGUCAAACAGGAAGUCGCUACACCCGGUUUAGCCACGCCCAAGCGAACGCCUCAUAGAUUUGGAUUGUAG
Molecule: messenger RNA, 1596 nt
Organism: Pieris macdunnoughi
Lineage: Eukaryota; Metazoa; Arthropoda; Insecta; Lepidoptera; Pieridae
Source: the annotation of a GenBank genome assembly